This is a messenger RNA of Crotalus tigris (Tiger rattlesnake), 2262 nucleotides long. Its product is annotated as probable G-protein coupled receptor 21. Bases 2 to 1099 code for a protein of 365 amino acids. Lineage: Eukaryota; Metazoa; Chordata; Lepidosauria; Squamata; Viperidae. The record is from RefSeq and is a predicted model, not a curated record. The transcript has a single exon. Gene Ontology annotation, cellular component: membrane. Gene Ontology annotation, biological process: G protein-coupled receptor signaling pathway. Gene Ontology annotation, molecular function: G protein-coupled receptor activity.
GAUGAACGCCUCCCUGGAUGGCGGCAGCCCCGGGAAUGGGAGCGGCGGGGGCGGGGGCGGUGGGGAAAGUGGCGGGAGGCCCUUCUGCCUGCUGGCGGCCGGCUACCCGGACAGCCUGGACGUCUGCCUGCUGGAGGCCAUCAUCAUCGUCUUCCUGACCGUCCUCAUCAUCUCGGGCAACCUGGUGGUCAUCUUCGUCUUCCACUGCGCGCCGCUGCUGAACCACCACACCACCAGCUACUUCAUCCAGACCAUGGCCUACGCCGACUUGCUGGUGGGGGUGAGUUGCCUGGUGCCCUCCCUCUCCCUGCUCCACCACCCGCUGGCCUUCCUGCCCGAGGCGCUGGUCUGCAAGGUCUUCGGCUACGUGGUCUCGGUGCUGAAGAGCGUCUCCAUGACCUCGCUGGCCUGCAUCAGCCUGGACCGCUACAUCGCCAUCACCAAGCCCCUCAGCUACAGCACGCUGGUCACCCCCUGCCGCCUGCGGGCCUGCAUCCUCCUGCUCUGGCUCUACUCGGGCGCCGUCUUCCUGCCCGCCUUCUUUGAGUGGGGCAAGCCCGGCUACCACGGGGACAUCUUCCGCUGGUGCGCCGACUCUUGGGAUACCCGGGCCGUCUUCACCCUCUUCAUCGUGAUCCUGCUCUACGCGCCGGCCGCCUUGGUGGUCUGCUUCACCUACUUCAGCAUCUUCCGGAUCUGCCAGCAACACACCCGGGAGAUCAACGAGCGGCGGGUGCGCUUCAGCUCCCAGGAAGGGGAGGCGGCCGAGGGCCAGCCGUGCCCGGACAAGCACUACGCCAUGGUCCUCCUGCGCAUCACCAGCGUCUUCUACAUCCUUUGGCUCCCUUACAUCAUCUACUUUCUCUUGGAGAGCUCCUCCAUCUACCACAGCCGCCUGGCCGCCUUCCUGACCACCUGGCUGGCCAUCAGCAAUAGCUUCUGCAACUGUGUCAUCUACAGCUUGUCCAACAGUGUCUUUCAGAAAGGGUUGAAGCACCUCUGGGGUGCCCUUUGCACCCCUUGCGGCCGGCACCGGUCGGCCAAGGACUCUUCUGCUGCCUCUCGCAGCAAAAGACCCUCCAACGGCUGUCACGUCUGACCAGGGGGGGGGGCUGCCCUGAACUCAAGACAUCCAGAUGUGCAAAAAGAGAAAGAGGGAGAGAGAGAGAGACCCAUGUCCUUCUCCCUGGGAAUGCUGCAGUUUUCCAAGGAUUUCGGGAGGAUUUCCACCAGCACGGGGGGGGGGGGCUGCCCCCGGGUUUCCACCAGCACGGGGGCUGCCGCCGGGUUUCUGGGUUCCGCCUUCUUCAGGAAGGUCCUGGUGGGAAGCAGGAAACGUCCACUUUGACCAGGGGGGAGGGUGGGGAGGGAAAAGGGAGUGGGGCUUCUUCUCUGGAGUGACUCAUGGAUGCUCUCCAGCACCGGCAAAAAGACGCUCCAAUUCUUCCCUCGCCUCUUUGCCCUGAUGUUUGGAGAUUUAUGCUCUUUGUCUCAGUGCAGGAGUGUGUACCUGGUUUAAUAGUGUAUUCUUCAAUUUGUUUGUGCAUAUGCCAAAGUACGUUUCGAAAAUCUUAUGGGUCCAAAUGAUGAUUGUUCCUCUCCAUCCUCUCCAGUCCCUAUCCCCCCUCCCAACACGCCUGUAGCCAAUAAUGUAAACACUUGAACCCCUGGAUUCCAGUGUGCCUGAGCCAGCGGUGUCCCCCCCCUUUUUUUUCCUCUCUAGGCUUUUUAUAACUGUGGUUAUUCCUCCUCUCCCGAUCCCCUUUUGCCCCCCUCCCUCCCUCCCUCCUCCCCUCCGUCUCACCAGGUUGUUCAUUUGUGAUUUAAAAGUACCGUAUUUGCAUUUUUCUUAAAAAAAAAAAAAAAGAAAAGAAAGAAAAAAAGAAAGAAAGAAACUUAACUGAAAUGUCUGUGUAGUAAAAAAAAAAAUGAAUGACUUUGGAACAGACCAAAUUAGCAAAUGAAUAAAAGUGUUUCCUUUCCCCCCACCAACUCCCCCUGAUUUAUUUAUUUAUUUAUUUAAGUCCAGCCGGAGAAAGAAAAAUAUUUAUUUUGUCCUUUUUUGUUGUUGUUUGUUUUCGAUUUGGUAGGCCAACCCGCUCCGGGAUUGUUUGGGGUUUUUGAGGAAGUUUGUCAAAACAAAUUUCUCUUUUUAUAUAUGUAUGUAUGUAUGUAUAUGUAUGUGUGUAUGUAUAUAUGUGUAUAUGUAUGUAUGUGUGUGUGUAUAUAUACAUAUAUAUACACAUAUACAUAUAUAUGUAU